Messenger RNA from Penicillium coprophilum, 678 nucleotides. RefSeq lists its product as uncharacterized. The record is from RefSeq and is a predicted model, not a curated record. NCBI's taxonomy places the organism in Eukaryota, Fungi, Ascomycota, Eurotiomycetes, Eurotiales, Aspergillaceae. Bases 1 to 678 code for a protein of 225 amino acids. The transcript has a single exon.
AUGGGAUCACUUCGGAAACUGUCUCUCUACGCCAACCUUUACUGGGGCUUCUACCCCAAACUCAGCCUCGAAGGGAUCCAUUGCCCAAAUUUGCAGUCGCUUACUCUGGGCAACUUCUCCUUUUUCGAAGACCAGCAGCUCGAUUGGAUCCUAUCGCACUCGUCAACACUCCAAGAGCUCUAUCUUGACGAUUGUCCAAUCCUAUUCCGAGCGAGAAUACUCAAUGAUGAAUCCCAGCUUGCCAAAUGUCCGCUACCAAAAUCCAGAUUGAAUUUUCAAAUUAGUGAGCGUUGGAGCGAUGCCUGGCACUACAAUUAUCCACGCCGAUGGAAUGACUAUUUUGCCUCGUUUGAGACAGGCCUUCCACAUCUGCGUCGUUUUGCAAUUGGUCACAAUGAAGCGUGGGAUUCAGAGGACGGGUGGGGGCUACCUUUUGAGAAAGAACUGGACCUUGUGCCGGGAUUGAUGCAAGAUCGAUAUAUGGAAUUUGAUGGUGGCUUAGGUCCCUCUCAAUUUAUUUCACCAAGAUGGGAAAAUGAGAAAGAGGACUGGCCACAUUGCGAUGACGAAGACCGCGAGGCUUUGAAGGCCUUAUAUCGGAAGAUCAAGCAGCAGGUAGAUUGUGGCGAAUUUCAAGUAGGAUGUCACGAGGUGGCUGAUUUGGUAGAAGUAUAUUAA